Molecule: messenger RNA, 732 nt
Organism: Homarus americanus (American lobster)
Lineage: Eukaryota; Metazoa; Arthropoda; Malacostraca; Decapoda; Nephropidae
Exons: 4
Coding region: 97-717 (206 amino acids)
Source: RefSeq, a predicted model, not a curated record
CAUUGGUUAUUUUAUAUUGUUUCAAACCUUGAGGGAUGCAGCUGAUGGUUGAGGAGGCCUAAACCACAUUACCAGACGGUGCAGGUAUAGUACAUCAUGGCAGAUUAUGACCCUACAAGUCUCAGGAAUGUUUUGAAUGCUUUGAAAAACAGCGAAAAAUUGAAACAUUGGGACAAACCUCCGAGAGAUUUUGGUCCAGACAACCCAGAGGACUCUGACUAUAAUAGGAAUGGUUUGAAGGACGUGGGAGACUUAAGCAACAUUACCAUCUCACCCGGAUGUUCAUUCAUAUUUGAUGUUGAUAGUGAAGAAGACCCUGAACCUAAAUCUGCUAAAUUUGGAACUUCCUGUGACAUUUAUAAUGUGAGUAUGGAACCGGAAGAGGAGUUGCCAGAAGUUUCCCGGUGUAACUCCCUGGUGAUAGCACAAAGGGCUCAAGAGCAGUGUAGAACACUGCAACAAAUUGAAGUAAUGUCCCUUGAGGAGGAGAACAGAUACAUAAUUUAUAAAAAUUCUAAAGCACGGCGUGAAGACUAUAUGAGGAAAUUAUCUUCAAUCCAGAUCAAAUAUGAUAAGGAUAUAGAACAAUAUUACCAUGACCGAGAUGAAAAAUUAAAACUCGAGGAACAUCGUCUUAGACAACAAGAGGAAGAUGCCAGCCUGGCUGUUAAACAGUGCAGUAAGUUUCCUUUAGAGUAUCAUCUACUUCUCUCCUAAACUGUUCACUUUACA